AUGCCAGCCGGCACUACGAAAGUGCUAGAGUUAUCUCACCUCGAUCAGCAGCCUCAUAUCCGCGUAUACGGCCGCUACUAUAUCAUCUUCCCGUUUCCGGACAUACGUUGCGCGCACGCAGCCAAAGAGGCGCUACACACCGGCUUCAAGGAAGUCCUGCGACGAUUUCCAUAUCUUGCUGGCACGGUAGACAUUCCCGAUCCCUCUACCGAACGUCUCCGAGUACGCUACCCCGACCCCAUCGAUCUCGAAGCGGAAGCCCGUCGCGUUUUUACGGUUAGCUACGACGACACACGACAUGACUACGAUUCGCUUGCGAAAGAUGCGUUUGCACCCGGAGAACUGCCCGCUACUAUAUUUUGCCCAAAUGAGUUAAAACACCACACUGGAUUGGGCAAUGAUCCGUACGCUGAAAGGAUGACUUCUUUACACAAUGGUCCUAUAUCUGCUUUUGCUGCACAGGCUACAUUCAUUCCUGGAGGUUUGGUGCUGAGCGCCUGGUUCUAUCAUGCUGUUCUCGACGGGACGGGAAAUGCAAGGAUCCAAAAGAUAUGGUCUGAUGCAGUACGAGCUCUCCGUCUUGAGAAGAGCAAAAUAUCGCCUAGGGCCGCUAAAUUCUACCGAGCACCAAGCUACAGAGAUCAGCUCCAACCACUCCAGGCGAUUGUCAAACAAUGGAACAACAUUCCAGACCCUUCAUCAGCACGAAGCGCGCUCGCAACGCUGGUCCAAGAAGCCAACGUCGUAGACAAGUCCGCAGAUGGUUCAGCGAACUCACUUGCAAGGCGCCAUGAACUGCGUAUAGGACCGGACGAAGAACCAAACAAAGCAGUUACGGAGAUGUUUCGCUUCUCAUCGCCAGCUAUCAACAAGCUUCGCAACGAGCUAUCUACCAAAACCAAAAGACGAAUAUCUCUUUUCACCGCACUGUCGGCGAUUAUCUGGGGAAAUGUUGUGUGUGCUCGCUCGACAUCGCUCGCUGCUUCAGGCAACACGCAGUCAACACUCGCCGUCGUUGUAGAUCUCCGAAAAUACCUUCCGCCUCCUUUCCCAUCACCUGAUUACCUUGGUAACCUGGUACUGUCUGCAAUGCCCACCCUAAGCCUUGAAAAUGGUGUACCCGAUCGCAUAAUGUCGCCGCGAGAACAAUCACCUCCUCAUGCUCCAGGUAGUUUUUUUCCGGCCAUGACCGUGGAUCAGCAGAGCUUCUGUCUUGAGGACCUCGCAAUCAAGAUUACAGAUGCUGUGCAUGCUAUAAACGCGACCUGGGCAGUCACCCAAAUCAACAACGUUCUUACUAAUCCCACCGAAGCUCAGCAAUCUCUUCUGAAAUUCCCCAAAGGUCCAGAUCUAUACAUUACUAGCUGGCAAAGGAUGGGUGCCGACCGGGAGUGGUACAUUCCUGGAACUAGCACCCCAAAUGCCACUGCUAUACGGCGAGCGGCCUGGGUCAGCGAGGGUGGUAUCGUGGUUCUACCCAGGGAAGAAGACAAAGAAGGGCAAGAAGGAGAACCGUACGAGAUUAUGCUCAGUCUUACAAAAACCGACAUGGAAAGGUUUGAGGACGGGUUGAAGAGUGGGGGAUGGUUAGUAGAUUUGCCUGCUGGGCUCGACACCAUGGAUAGCAUUAUCCUCCCUACAACUGAGGGAGAUGAGGGAACGGAUGCGAAGCUGCCUGUUGGGCAAGCGAGGGCGUCCUUGUAG
Molecule: messenger RNA, 1704 nt
Organism: Alternaria atra
Lineage: Eukaryota; Fungi; Ascomycota; Dothideomycetes; Pleosporales; Pleosporaceae
Exons: 1
Coding region: 1-1704 (567 amino acids)
Source: RefSeq, a predicted model, not a curated record